CUUGUCUUGCCCCAAAUGCAUACAGUACACCGACGGACUAUCAAUUGUGACCACAAUUUCAAUCGAGACUGGUCAUUCGCGCAAUGAGGCCACCUUAUGUCGUUCCGGGAAUUUACAGAGGAGGAAGAAGCCCAGGCUGAAGAGGCUUUCCUCCCGGAACAAGGUUGCCCUCCUCCGGCAUCCCUGAGUCCGCCCGAUCGUGCAACACCAUCAUUGCCAAGCAUCAUAGGGGAUAUCCUGCGCACCAAAAAUUGCGUACCUGGCUCACUCUUUCUCGUCGAAAGCAUCCAUUCCCAGAUCGCACCCGGAGGGCCGUUGGGGCAGAAGAGGAAGCAUAAGCAGCAAUGGAUUGGACGCCGGGCCGUACGCCUUAUUCUCGGCGAUGGAGAGCUCUGCAUUCAGGCCCUCCUUGUUCCCUCACUUCAUUCACUCGUCGACGGCGGCUUGAUCAAGGAGGGCUGCCUGGUGAGGCUGGACAGAUUCAGGCUUCGUGUUCUUUUGCGACCUGCGCCUGGCGCCCCUUGUGGUCCGCCUACCGUGUUCUUAGUUGUGGAGGAAGUUCUCGUCGAAGGAGAUGAGGCCGACAAAGCUCUGGAAUCAAAGAAAGGUCUGGAUCUAGACGGAAUGCGCAAAGAUGAUCGUGGUAGAGCAGCAAAGCAACUGGGGACAUUUCCCACCUCCGGCGUCAAAAUACCCGUAUUUUCGAGCGUGAACAAUGAGGCUCAAGAUGGCACGGAACAGCAAUCCGGAACCCUACAUACCCGUGCUGCCGAUGCUCUUAACAGCAGCCAAAACAUCCAGCGUCUGGCGGAACAUUAUCAGACGAGCAAUUAUGUGACAACAGAGGAGCCUAUCGAGGCGCGCAAAGCCAGUGAGACGGACAAAGAUGGCUUUUCGCAGCCCCUGAAAAAGCCUAAGCUCGAUACCCAAGACAAGAGCACUGCAGAACCGGUUCCUUCCUGGGUUUCAAAGGAUCUCACUCAGCCGGUCAAGCUUACGACCCUGAAGACGAUUCCUCUCCUCCCAUAUAAGCAGAACUGGAUGGUGAAUAUCUUGGCUAUUGUUUCAGAAUUGUCCGAUGUCGAACCGUCGCCUUUGCGGCCAUACACUGGCAAGCAACGCACGGCGCGCUUAGCAGACCCGUCGACCGGCAAGCGAGUGCUGUUGACAGUCUUUUUGGACCCUGAAAACUUUGCGCCGAAGGUGGGCAGCGCAGUAAUUCUUCUGGGGGUCAAGAACCACAGGUUCGAUGGUGGGAGCCUCAAGAAGUAUGCCAGCGAUCGGCCCAAGGACGGAGCAUCGUGGUGGUUCGAGGAUCCGGAAGACCUUGACUUGUGCGAUGUCAGGCACCUCAAGGAAUGGUGGGCGUCAAAUCAGUUUUGCUGAAGACGGUGUUAUGCUAUCAAAGUGACCAGGAAGUAAGCAGUGAAAGUCGAGGGCAGCAUGUGAGCGGAUAUGGCGGAGGUAUUGGUUUCUUUGUGUUGGUAGUGCAUUGAAACCGACGGUUGUUGGAUAGGUACCGAGGCAAUGGCUCUGGUGAUGGUCUCAAAGUUCACUACAGGCAUACUCGGCAUCUUUUGGUGUGACGUAUCGUUCGGUUCUUGCAAAAGUGUGAAAAGAAAAAAAAAAAAAAAAAAAAAAAAAAAAAAAAAAAAACUUUUGCUUUUGCCUUCUUUCUCCUUGGGAUAAUGUUCCAAGUCUCCAUGCAUUCUUUCUUGAGGUCUGAAUCCUUUUCAGGGGUAUAUCGCCAUUGAUUCAAAAAUGGGCGGGCUGUGGCCGAGGAUUCGAUGCGGUCUCGGGCAUAAAUAAACGGGCAUAUUUCGGCAUAUUCUCAUACUGUUUGUGCUAAAAGAGAAGGAAGGUUGCUCUCGAGUCUUGGGCGAGUUUCGCAAGUGCAUCGAACCUCGUAGUGGUCAAACUGGCGGGCGAGAUGACAUCGGUACCUCGAGACGGAAGCUAGCAAAGGUUGACGCGAACCCGAGUAUCAUCGGAUCUGUCCCAUAAACUCAUAGGCCAGCCGCCCCGAAGCUACAAAAUCAUGGGUGAUGCAGGCCAAACCGACGAUGCGGCGAGCACCAAUCAGCGAUCAUCGUCUGAGUUUAGGUAGCUUCAAAAUCUUCGCCGAAGAUUUCUCUCGCUUGGUGUGGCGGGCAUCAUUACUACGUGGUACCCUCCGUUACGAUUGGGUUUGGGACGCAAGGGCGGUGGAAAGAGAAAAGAGAAAGGGUAGCAGAGAGUUGUGGUUAAGGGACCGAGAUUGGACGAUGCAGAUCUUCGUCGCAAGUGAGAUGUUUGGCCCAUCGUUGGCCUCUGCAAUGGGUGGUUGUCUGGCCAGGUUCUGCAGGCGCGAGGUGGAAUUGGGGGUUAUAUUUGAAUGGCCCAAUGCGUUUGCUCGCCCUUCACUUCAGACCGCUAUUCGCUUAAGAGCCCGAUACCUUUAGGACCCUGCCACUCCCAUCAAAGAGUGCAUCACCUCCAAUGGAUAGUACUUUAUGACAGAUAUAAUAAAAGAGAAAUCCAGAUUCAAAGAAUCGCGAUGCCCAAAUCCCAGGCCAAAUCUCAAGCAGAAAGCCAGCCUCUUA
This is a messenger RNA of Pyricularia oryzae 70-15, 2582 nucleotides long. RefSeq lists its product as uncharacterized. The transcript has a single exon. The record is from RefSeq and is a predicted model, not a curated record. NCBI's taxonomy places the organism in Eukaryota, Fungi, Ascomycota, Sordariomycetes, Magnaporthales, Pyriculariaceae. The coding region runs from base 97 to 1386 and encodes 429 amino acids.